Anthostomella pinea is the source of this 537-nucleotide messenger RNA. NCBI's taxonomy places the organism in Eukaryota, Fungi, Ascomycota, Sordariomycetes, Xylariales, Xylariaceae. The record is from the annotation of a GenBank genome assembly.
AUGAACAGCAUCCUCAGCACCUUUUCAUUCGUCUUCCCAACACUCUCGCUUCUGACCUGGUGUCUUUCUGAUUCGGGCUUCUGUUCUCAUUAUAUUGCCACAUCAGUACCCACUCAUCACCAGCAUUCACCGGACGUUGUUAUAACGAGUUGCCCAACAGUUCAGCUCGAGACGCAGCUCCUGCAGAAUCCCGUCCUCCACCCAUCCGAUCACUAUGUAGCUCAUGAAAUCCUCAGGUCUCAUCACAACGCUCGUUGCCCAGCUCGGCUCCAUUGCAGCUCAGUCUUGGCCAACCGUCGGGUCAGAGGUCGCCACAGACCUCGAGGCAUCCUUCAGGGGAACGGAUGGCGCUUGGACACGACGUUCUACACCGAGACGGCAGACGGCAGCGUGGACGCCUCUAUCACAAGUGACAAGUUCUUCAGCAACUCGACCGCGGACGCGUUUGUGUCAGCAAUGGCAAAGGUGGCGGUGAUGAGCAACGACCAGGCCAGCUUGGUCGAUUGCUUGGACAUCAUCAGCGGUGCCUUUGCGUAG